CAACGCUGAUACUUCUCCUUCCCCAGUUCCGCCGCUGCCGCAGCUCUCCCCAAAUCGCCUGAAAUCCUCGCCGGAAUGACGACCAGAUUCAAGAAGAACCGCAAGAAGCGCGGCCACGUCAGCGCGGGGCACGGUCGCAUCGGCAAGCACCGGAAGCAUCCCGGCGGCCGCGGAAACGCCGGCGGUAUGCACCACCACCGCAUCCUCUUCGACAAGUAUCACCCUGGAUACUUCGGGAAGGUCGGCAUGCGGUACUUCCACAAGCUCCGCAACAAGUUCUACUGCCCUACCGUAAACAUCGACCGGCUCUGGUCUAUGGUGCCGCAGGAGGUGAAGGAGAAGGCAGCGAAGGGCGGCGAAGCUCCGUUGAUCGACGUCACGCAGUUCGGGUACUUCAAAGUCCUCGGGAAGGGGCUGCUGCCUGGAGAUCAGCCCGUGGUGGUAAAGGCGAAGCUCGUGUCGAAAAACGCCGAGAAGAAAAUCAAGGAGGCCGGCGGCGCCGUCGUCCUCACCGCCUAAUUAGGGUUUUUGAUCAAUUAACUGCUUUAUUAUUAUUAUUAUCAUUAUUAUUAUUAUUAUUAUUGAAUUGCCUCUUUUGAUACUUUGAUUGAUGCAUUUUGGUGAGCACAAUGAUCGUUUCUGUUGCAAUUAUAUCAAAUUGCUUAUGUGGUUUGCUUA
Andrographis paniculata is the source of this 678-nucleotide messenger RNA. RefSeq names its product 60S ribosomal protein L27a-3-like. Gene Ontology annotation, cellular component: cytosolic large ribosomal subunit; ribosome. The transcript has a single exon. Lineage: Eukaryota; Viridiplantae; Streptophyta; Magnoliopsida; Lamiales; Acanthaceae. Gene Ontology annotation, biological process: translation. Gene Ontology annotation, molecular function: structural constituent of ribosome. The record is from RefSeq and is a predicted model, not a curated record. Bases 76 to 519 code for a protein of 147 amino acids.